AUGCAGUUAUCCUUGUCUGCUUUAACAACCGUAGCAUUAACUUUGACUUAUUCCUUAGUUGAUGCUAAGGCCCAUAGCAUCAAAUUAUCUAAAUUGUCAAAUGAGGAAACUUUAGAUGCCUCGAACUUUCAAGAAUACACCAAUUCAUUGGCUAACAAGUACUUGAACCUUUUCAAUGCCGCACACGGGAAUCCUUCUAACUUUGGUUUACAACACGUCUUGACCAACCAGGAAGCUGAAGUUCCUUUUGUCACCCCCAAGAAGGGAGGUAAAUAUGAUGCUCCGUUAACAAAUUACUUGAAUGCUCAAUAUUUCACAGAAAUCCAAAUUGGUACACCAGGUCAGCCAUUUAAAGUUAUCUUAGAUACUGGUUCGUCAAAUUUGUGGGUGCCUUCCCAGGAUUGUACUUCUUUAGCAUGCUUUUUACAUGCCAAAUAUGACCAUGAUGCAUCCUCCACCUACAAGGCUAAUGGUAGUGAAUUCUCAAUUCAAUAUGGGUCUGGUUCUAUGGAAGGUUAUAUAUCCCAAGAUGUUUUGACUAUUGGUGAUUUGGUUAUCCCUGGUCAAGAUUUUGCCGAGGCUACUUCCGAACCAGGUUUGGCAUUCGCAUUUGGUAAAUUUGAUGGUAUUUUGGGAUUGGCUUAUGAUACUAUUUCGGUCAAUCAUAUUGUUCCACCAAUCUAUAACGCCAUUAACCAAGGCUUGUUAGAGAAACCGCAGUUUGGUUUUUACUUGGGCAGUACUGAUAAAGACGAAAAUGAUGGUGGGUUAGCUACAUUUGGUGGUUACGAUGCUUCAUUGUUCCAAGGCAAAAUCACUUGGUUGCCAGUCAGAAGAAAAGCUUACUGGGAAGUGUCAUUUGAAGGUAUUGGGUUAGGGGAUGAGUAUGCUGAAUUGCACAAGACUGGUGCUGCCAUCGAUACCGGUACUUCUUUGAUUACUUUGCCAUCAUCAUUGGCUGAAAUUAUCAAUGCCAAAAUUGGAGCAACUAAGUCUUGGUCGGGUCAGUAUCAAGUUGACUGUGCUAAAAGAGACUCCUUGCCCGAUUUAACUUUAACUUUCGCUGGUUACAACUUCACUUUAACUCCAUAUGAUUACAUAUUGGAAGUGAGUGGAUCAUGUAUUUCAGUGUUCACGCCAAUGGAUUUCCCAAAACCAAUUGGUGACUUGGCCAUUGUUGGUGAUGCUUUCUUGAGAAAGUACUACUCCAUCUACGAUUUGGACAAGAAUGCUGUUGGUUUAGCACCAUCCAAAGUUUAG
This is a messenger RNA of Candida dubliniensis CD36, 1260 nucleotides long. RefSeq names its product proteinase A (gene APR1). The coding region runs from base 1 to 1260 and encodes 419 amino acids. Gene Ontology annotation, cellular component: fungal-type vacuole. Gene Ontology annotation, molecular function: aspartic-type endopeptidase activity. NCBI's taxonomy places the organism in Eukaryota, Fungi, Ascomycota, Pichiomycetes, Serinales, Debaryomycetaceae. The transcript has a single exon. The record is from RefSeq and is a predicted model, not a curated record.